Messenger RNA from Populus trichocarpa (black cottonwood), 980 nucleotides. Its product is annotated as RING-H2 finger protein ATL79. Gene Ontology annotation, biological process: protein ubiquitination. NCBI's taxonomy places the organism in Eukaryota, Viridiplantae, Streptophyta, Magnoliopsida, Malpighiales, Salicaceae. The transcript has a single exon. The record is from RefSeq and is a predicted model, not a curated record. Gene Ontology annotation, molecular function: transferase activity. Bases 12 to 815 code for a protein of 267 amino acids.
GGAAUCCCUUGAUGCCUAUAAAUUCACUUCAGUCUGAACUUCCACGCAAUCUUUCUCUUUCUCACUCUGUGGAGCUGAUAAACCUAUCGCAGGACACGAGCAUAACCGGCAAGAACCAAGAAUCGCACAUUACAAAAAACACAAGAAAGUUUUCAAGUCCCAAAAUGAGACCAGCACCAUUAGAAACAACAGCAGCAGCAGACAUCAGCCAUCUAUCCCCACCACCACCACUCCCUUCUAGACCUCCAUCAUGUGACCCUCAAGUUCACAGCUGCAAAUGGUGGCCUUACUCAAACUCAAAUGAUGCUGGAGCCAACACAGCUACGAUCCUCAUGAUUCUCCUCUGUGCACUCAUUUGUGCACUGGCUUUUAAUACAGCCAUUCGUUGGUUCUUGCGAAGCGACAAUGAUAGCUCAUCGGACCACCUUCGCGAACUCGAGGAGCAGAGGAAACCCAACAAGGAGUCAGACAUGGCAUUACUAGUACUGGCUACAACACAGGUGUAUUAUGCUGGAAUGAAGCUUGCUGGGGCGGAGGCUGAUUGCGCAAUUUGCUUGUCAGAAUUCGUGGAAGGCGAGGGGAUUCGGGUGUUAGGGAGAUGUAACCAUGGAUUCCAUGUCCACUGUGUAGAAAAGUGGUUGGCUAGUCAUUCUUCCUGUCCUACUUGCCGCUGUAGUUGUCUUGCUUCCUCCCUUUCCUCACCAGAACCUGCCAAUUGCUGCGCAAGGAAUGGCCUCGACAACAACUCUUCUCAAUCAGCAGAACCUCAAAGAGCUCCAGCCAAUCUCAGUGCUAAUGAAAACAUACCCGUGUAGCUAGUUUUUGCAAGUUUUUUGUUUUAAUAAAACUUUCAUAUUUUUAAGCCCUUCAACCACAUGGACCUCUCCCCUUGAGAGGUCUUGGCUUCAAGCCUCUCUGCGAAUACAGAAACGUUGAGAUACUUAUAUUUAAUAAAACUCGUAUAUUUUUAAAUCCUUCAA